Messenger RNA from Yarrowia lipolytica CLIB122, 3915 nucleotides. RefSeq lists its product as uncharacterized. The record is from RefSeq and is a predicted model, not a curated record. Lineage: Eukaryota; Fungi; Ascomycota; Dipodascomycetes; Dipodascales. Gene Ontology annotation, biological process: transmembrane transport. Gene Ontology annotation, cellular component: membrane. Gene Ontology annotation, molecular function: ATP binding; ABC-type transporter activity; ATP hydrolysis activity.
AUGGGGCUGUUCAGCAAAAAGGCGGGGCCCGAAUCGGACCCCGAGAAGAACGAAACGGUCGUCCGCACAGAGUCCAGCUCCAACUCGGAAAAGAGUAAGACUCAACAGACCAAGGAGGAGGAAGAGGAGAGUGAAGAAGAGCAGUAUGCUGGCCUCGACGAAACGAAAAAGGACAUCCUCAAGCGACAAGUACGAACGCCAGACACGGUCGUCACCUUUAUGACCCUGUUCCGAUACGCAGACAAGUUUGAUUUCUUUCUCAUCAUGGUGGGUUUGGUCAUGGCAGCAGCCGCAGGUGUGUGUCUACCCAUUUUCACCAUCAUUUUCGGCUCAAUGACCAACGAAUUCACCAACUUCUUUGUCUAUGGAGCCUCCAAGGAGCACUUUCAGAGCAGAAUCAAUCACUUUGCUCUGUACUUCGUUUAUCUGGCUGUGGCUACCUUUGGAACAACUGCCAUCAAAACUUACAUUACAGUCGAGCGAGGAGAGCGUCUGACUGCCCGAAUUCGAGCAAACUACCUCAAGGCCAUUCUGCGACAAAAUAUUGGCUAUUUCGAUAAACUGGGAGCUGGAGAGGUGACCAACCGAAUCACCAGUGACACCAACCUCAUCCAGGAGGGUAUCUCCGAGAAGCUGGGCCUCAUUGUUUCUGCCAUUGCCUCUUUCAUCACUGCCCUCGUGAUCGGUUUCAUCAAGCAGGCCAAACUUACCGGUAUCAUGUUGUCCACUGUUUUUGCUCUGGCCCUGUCGAUGGGUAUCUGUUCAACCUUCUUGGUCAAGUACACCAAACUUGCUCUUGAAGACGACUCUGCCUGCUCCAGCAUCGCCGAGGAGGCCUUCUCGUCCAUUCGAAACAUCGUGGCUUUUGGUUCUCAGUCUCGAAUGGUUGAGAAGUACAAUGUCCCUCUUGCCUCUUCUCUCCACAACUACCUGCGAAAGAACAUUUCUCUGGCUGUCAUGGUAGGCUGUCUUUGGUCUCUCAUCUACAUCAAGUACGCCCUUGCCCUGUGGGAGGGUUCUCGUCUUGUUGCGUGGGGUGAGACCCAGGUUGGUAAUGUGACCACCGUUCUCAUGGCCCUCAUGAUCGGAGCCUUUGAGCUGGGAGGAGUUGCUCCCAACCUCGAGUCUGUGGGAGUGGCUAUUGCUUCUGGAAAGAAGAUUUUCGGUACCAUUGACCGUGUGCCAGAGAUCGACACCCAGGAAGAGGGAGAAAAGAUCCCCGACAUCAAGGGCCACAUUGUGUUUGACAACGUCGACUUCCGAUACCCUUCUCGACCCAAGGUGCAGAUUCUAGAGGACUUUAACUUGGAGGUUUUGCCUGGCCAGACCGUCGCUCUCGUUGGCGCUUCCGGAUCUGGAAAGUCCACUCUCAUUGGUCUUCUGGAGCGAUUCUACCAGCCUCUGAGCGGUUUGAUCACUAUUGAUGGCUACAAUCUUUUGGACCUCGAUGUCAAGUGGCUUCGACAACACAUUUCUCUUGUGUCUCAGGAGCCCACUCUGUUCAACUGUACGAUUUACGAGAAUAUCACCUUCGGUCUUAUUGGUACUCAGUGGGAACAUGCCGACGAUGAGAAGAAGAUGGAGCUUGUGGAGCAUGCCUGUAGACAGGCUAACGCUUGGGACUUUAUUCAGCUGCUGACUGACGGCAUUAACACCAAUGUUGGAGAGUCCGGCAUGCUCCUCUCAGGAGGUCAAAAGCAGCGAAUCGCUAUUGCUCGAGCCAUCAUUUCCAACCCUCCCAUUCUUCUGCUCGAUGAGGCCACUUCUGCUCUCGACACAAAGUCCGAGGGUAUUGUGCAGGAAGCCCUUGAUAAGGCGUCUGAGAACCGAACUACCAUUGUCAUCGCCCACCGUCUGUCGACCAUCAAGAAUGCUUCCAAGAUUGUCGUUAUGUCCAAGGGCGAGAUCAUCGAGCAAGGCACACACGCUGAGCUACUGGCCAAACAGGGCAUGUACUAUGGUCUUGUUGACGCUCAGAAGCUGACGGAGGCCCGUCCAGGUCAGAAGAGUUCCUCUGAUGGAGAAGAUGCGCCUCUGCUUAUUCAGGAGGACGACAUGAAGAUUGGCAAGUCCACCACCAACAAGUCCCUAUCUUCCCAGAUUCUUGCAAACAAGGAGAAGCCUGAUCGUGACAAACAUCUGUCUAUUGCAGGUAUGGUCAAGCUGCUAGCUAAGUACAACAGAAACGAACGACCCUUCCUCUACGUUGGCUCAUUUGCUGCUCUCAUCAACGGUGCCGGUUAUCCUGCUCUGGCGCUUCUGUUCGCUUCUGCCAUGCAGGCCUUCAUGGUCAGCCCCGACAUGUACCACUGGAUGCGAUCCGAGAUGAACAAGUACUCUGGUUUCCUGUUCAUGGUCGGAAUGAUCGAGCUCAUGGCCUACUUUGUGCAAAUCUACUGUCUGGGUUGGUGUUCUGAGCACCUCGUUCGAAAUAUCCGCCACUCUGUCUUCUCCCAUCUGCUCCGAAUGGACGUUGCAUUCCACGAUGAAGACGACAACACCACCGGUUCGCUUACCUCAACUCUGUCCAAGGAUGCCCAGUAUGUCCAGGGUCUUGGAGGAGCCACCUUUGGCCAGAUUCUCUCGUCUCUGUGUACCAUUGUAAUUGGUGUCAUCAUUGCCAUCUGCUACACAUGGCGUCUGGGAUUGGUGUGUACCGCAUGUGUGCCUCUUAUUAUCGCUGCCGGUUUCUUCCGAUUCUGGAUUCUCACCCAUCUAAACCUGCGAGGAAAGAAGGUCUACGAGCAGUCUGCUUCUUACGCUUGUGAGGCGACGACAUCCAUUCGAACAGUCGUCACUCUCACUCGUGAGGACUAUGUUUACAACGACUACCUUCACAAAGUCGAGUCCCAAGUUGCCGACUCCGCUCGUGCUAACAUCUACUCUGCCACUCUGUUUGCAGCCUCUCAGUCGCUCAACCUGCUCAUUUCCGCUCUCGGUUUCUGGUAUGGAUCCACACUAAUGAAGGAUGGCAUCAUCGACACCAACAAGUUCUUUGUGGCCUUUGUUUCCGUUGUCUUCGGCUGUCAGUCUGCCGGUUCCAUCUUCUCGUUCACUCCCGAUAUGGGCAAGGCCAAGACUGCCACCCAGAACAUUGCCAACAUGCUGGCUGUUCUCCCCGAGCUCGAUGUUGACUCCACUGAGGGAAUCAUCCUGGACCACGAUAACGUUCGAGGAGAUAUCUCUUUUGAGGACGUUCGAUUCCGGUACCCUACUCGUCCCCAGGUGCCUAUUCUGCGAGGUCUCAACCUGAACAUCAAGAAGGGCCAGUACGUUGCUCUUGUCGGUUCUUCCGGAUGCGGUAAGUCCACCACCAUUGCGCUCAUUGAGCGGUUCUACGACGUUCUUUCUGGCGCUGUCAAGCUCGAUGGAGUCGAUAUCAGAGACAUCAACAUCAACUCGUACAGAUCUUGCAUUUCUCUGGUGCAGCAGGAGCCUGUUCUCUUCUCUGGAACUGUCCGAGAGAACAUUCUGCUGGGAUCUCUUCGAGAUGACGUGACUGAGGAGGAGAUGAUUGAGGCUGCCGAGAUGGCCAAUAUCCACUCUUUUGUCAUGUCUCUGCCUGAUGGCUACGACACCUACUGUGGUUCCAAGGGCUCUCUCCUGUCAGGAGGUCAGAAGCAGCGAGUCGCUAUUGCUCGAGCUCUGAUUCGAAACCCCAAGAUUCUACUAUUGGAUGAGGCCACUUCUGCAUUGGACUCCGAGUCUGAGAAGAUUGUUCAGGCUGCUCUUGACCAGGCUGCUAAGGGUCGAACCACUAUUGCUGUGGCUCAUCGUUUGUCCACCAUUCAGAACGCAGACAUUAUUUACGUGUUCGAGGAGGGACGGGUGCUCGAGUCCGGUACUCACCAGGAGCUGCUGGCCAACAAGUCCAAGUACUACGAGUUGGUCAAGUUGCAGGCUUUGGAGGGCUAA